UCUCUCUCUCUCUCUCUCUCUUUCUCUCUUUCUCGGCGGGUUGAGAAUAAUUCGUUCAAAAAGCCCCCUUUCGACGGCCGCGCAUGGGUCAACUCGCACGCGGAAACGGGCGCAUAAAUGCAUCUCUCUUGAUAACCGGGCGGGCGCAGCCAAUCGAGAAGAUGUCGAGCGAGAAUGACAGCGAGAUGGAUUGCUCGGACUCCGACUGCGGGGAUCCGGGCUAUGAGGACUAUUAUAACAUCCAGCCAUGGGGAGGCGACGUGGAUAACGACGUAGACCCGGAGCAAAACAGGAGAGAUCCUGAGUACGCGGUCUACGAUUGUUUACGAGUCGAACAAGUGGAACGGCUUCUGAAUGAGAGUGUAGAGGUGUUAAGUACUAGCCUUCACGUCACGCCAUCCCUAGCCAAAGUGUUGCUGCACGCACACAAUUGGGCGUCACAGGAUAUUGCCACAAAGUACCGUACCAAUGCUUCCAGUUUAUUAAUUAAUUCAAAGAUUAAGCCUACCCCGGAACAAGUGCCAGGAACAAAGAGUCAGCGGGGCGGCGUGUGUUUGGUUUGCGUCAUGGUUUGUCCUGCAGACAAAUUUGCUACACUCACGUGUGGACAUUCGUUUUGCAAAGACUGUUGGUGUAUGCAUUUUGAAGUACAAAUAACUCAAGGUAUAUCUACUGGUAUAAGCUGCAUGGCACAAGAUUGCGAUGUUCUAGCUCCAGAGGACUUUGUCCUUUCCCUACUUACUAAGCCUAACAUGAGAGAAAGGUAUCAGCAAUUUGCCUUCUGUGAUUAUGUCAAGUCUCAUCCACAACUUCGAUUUUGUCCUGGUCCAAAUUGCCAAAUAGUUUUGCGCUCCAAGGAACAACGAGCAAAGAGAGUCAAAUGUUCAUCUUGUAAAACUGUAUUCUGCUUCCGAUGUGGUAUGGAUUACCAUGCACCUACCGAUUGCAGUACAAUUAAAAAAUGGUUAACGAAAUGUGCGGAUGAUUCAGAAACGGCGAAUUACAUUAGUGCUCAUACCAAAGAUUGUCCAAAAUGUCAUAUCUGCAUAGAGAAGAACGGUGGCUGCAAUCAUAUGCAAUGUUACAAUUGUAAGCAUGACUUCUGCUGGAUGUGCCUUGGAGAUUGGAAAGCACAUGGUAGCGAAUAUUACGAAUGCUCGCGUUACAAGGAGAAUCCAAAUAUCGCGCAUGAGAGCGUUCACGCACAAGCGAGAGAAGCUCUUAAGAAGUAUCUUCACUAUUACGAGCGAUGGGAGAAUCAUAGCAAAUCAUUGAAAUUGGAGGAGCAAACGUUAGAGGGGAUUAAGAUGAGAAUUAAUAAUAAAGUAAUGAAGGCUAGUGGUACUUGGAUAGAUUGGCAACACCUAUUUGAGGCGGCAUCGCUCUUAGCGCGUUGUCGUUACACUUUACAGUACACAUACCCAUACGCCUAUUACAUGGAAUCUGGUCCACGCAAAGAACUGUUUGAAUAUCAACAAGCUCAAUUAGAAGCAGAAAUAGAGAAUCUCUCAUGGAAGAUUGAACGAGCGGAAACAACAGAUCGGGGAGAUCUAGAAAAUCAAAUGGACAUUGCAGAAAAGCGUCGUGUUACUUUAUUGAAGGAUUUCCUCGAGUAAGACAGUGUGGGAUGCGACUGUAAAGACUAAAAGGAUGUGAUUUUGUCUGAGUAUUAUCGGUACAGGGAAUAAUUUAGCAGCACCAUGUCCUCAAUCGUUGUUUGAAUCUGGAUAGAGAUUGUAACAAUAUCAUGUAUAUUAGUAUUGGUUUUAAACUAAAGACGAAUUUUUUCACGUUUCACCAAAAUAAUCUUUAGGAUAACUUGUCUUAUGCAGCGACAAAGACUAGAAUUUACUUAAAUUCCAAAAAUAUUAUUAUGACGAAAUCGAUGAGGAAAGUAUUAACCGUCUCGACGACUGAUUUAUCGAUAAAUUCGAUGAUGAAAGCGUAUAUCCUUUUCCUAGUCUAAGAGUAUUUUUCAAAAGCGCGUCACACGGAACGCUCCCUUUCCUUUUCUCAUUCUGUAUUCACUGAAGUACAUAUACAUAAGACUGCAUUCAACAAAUAAAGUAAUUCAGUAAGCGUUCAAUGAUUUUUUAUUAAAUAUGAUUCUUGUUUUUAAUUAUUUACUGGAUUAAACAUAAAAACCAAUCGUACUAAAGAAUCUGAAGUAAAUAAAAAAACUGGGCCUAUAUUCUUGAACUGUAUCACAUACGAAAAUUUAUGGCCGCUAUUCAUAGUCUAUUUUUAUUUUAAGAUCAUUUUAAAACGGUUUUAAAUAAAGGAAGUCAACUAUAAAUACAAAUCUAUCAUAUAGGUAUACGUGAUGUAUACUAUACUACCAUAGUAUUUUUUUACGCGAUAUUUUUCGAGAAUAAAGCUCCUGAGCGCUCACUGAGCUUUGUCUGCUGAACACAGUUAUACAUUUCUACUGACGCUAAUCGCACAGUUCGAUAGAAGGCACCGUGUAGGAGGUACGAAAAGUAUCAGAGGACCGUACGUCUUCUCUACUGUUCACGAUUCUCUCUCCGAACCUUAUUCGGAGUAUUGUUAAUGCUUAAGAUACGUUUACGCCCAAUGAUCGAUUAAAGAAAGAAAGAAAGAAAAAAAGAAACGGUAGCCUAAUUUAAGUACUCCGGUGCCAAGAGAUGACGGUACUACCCGCCGUGUAUACACUAAGCAGAAUUAAACGUGUACGUCAAGGGAUAGAAGGAGGAAUGCGACGCAUUUUCUAUUAAACUAGAUUUUAAAGAAUACAUGCAACGAUCAAAGAUAUCCGCGACACACCUAGCUGUAAUCGAACUUACAUAUUUUCUAAGCUAUUUAAAAAAAAAAA
Messenger RNA from Mycetomoellerius zeteki, 2833 nucleotides. It is a transcript of the gene ari-2, whose product is annotated as E3 ubiquitin-protein ligase ari-2. The transcript has 8 exons. Gene Ontology annotation, biological process: protein ubiquitination. Bases 84 to 1616 code for a protein of 510 amino acids. Gene Ontology annotation, molecular function: ubiquitin-protein transferase activity; zinc ion binding. The record is from RefSeq and is a predicted model, not a curated record. NCBI's taxonomy places the organism in Eukaryota, Metazoa, Arthropoda, Insecta, Hymenoptera, Formicidae.